Rotaria sp. Silwood2 is the source of this 1950-nucleotide messenger RNA. Lineage: Eukaryota; Metazoa; Rotifera; Eurotatoria; Philodinida; Philodinidae. The record is from the annotation of a GenBank genome assembly.
AUGGCAAAUACCGAUGAUGCUGUAGCUCAAUUAAUACAUCAACUUAAAUCGGGUACAGUUUUAGUCAAACACAAGCCCAGUGGAAAAAAGUAUUCUCGUUACUUUUUUCUUCACGAACGGGAAGGUUACAUAACAUAUGAUAAAUCGAAUAAAUUUCGUGGUAAACCACGAAUAUAUCAGCUAAAUGAUAUUGAUGAAAUUAGAACAGGAUUUCAAUCACAAACAUUUGAUCAACUUAUUAAACGUGGUAAAAUCAAAUCAGCUGAUCAAAAUCUUGCUUUUUCGAUCAUAUAUGAUAAUCAUCGAAGAGAAGCACAUUUUAUUGCAUCUGAUAUAGAAACACGAGAGUCAUGGGUAAAAGGUUUACAACAUUUGGUAGAGCAGCGUUCACAAAAACGUCAACAUCAUUUAAUUGGAGAAGAAAAUUGGAUUUUGGAAUAUUUUCAUGCUGCUGAUAAAAAUAAGUCUAAUACAUUAUCCAAAAAAGAAUGUCGUGAUCUACUGGCAAAUUCUUUAAACAUUGAAAUGCCUGAUAAUAUAUUUGAACAAAUGUUUCAUAAUAUACAUCAAACUCAACAUGGUUCUUUGAAUCCUAAAGAAUUUAUAAGCUUUUUUAAAAUGUUAACACAGCGUAAAGAUCUUUAUGACAUAAUGAAAAAAAUUGCAAAAUUUGGAUAUCAACAAACAAUGGAAAAUAUUUAUAUGGAUAAAAAUGAAUUAUUAUAUUUUCUUCGACUAACAAGAAAUCAAAAUAUGAAUCAUGUUGACAGUCUAAAUCAAGCACAGAAAGUAAUUGAUGAAUUUGAAAUGAAUACUGAAUUUCGUGAAAAAGGUUUUUUAAGUCUUGACGGUUUUCGAAAUAUGUUAUUAUCAAGAAAUUUUGAUAUUACGGAAUCGUCGUCUUCUCGUGAAAUAUAUCAAGAUAUGACAAGACCAUUAUGUGAUUAUUAUAUUAAUACUUCCCAUAAUACUUAUUUAUUCUACAGUCAACUAUCCGGUGAUAGUAAUCCAGAAGCAUAUAAUCGAGUCUUAUUGAUGGGCUGUCGAGCUCUUGAAUUUGAUUGUUAUGAUGGUGAUGAUGGUCAACCGAUAGUUAAACAUGCUUUUACACUUGUAAAACCAUGUUCUUUUGAAUCAAUUAUUCGUCUUAUACAACCAAAUCUUUUUAAAACUUCUCCUUAUCCAGUUAUUUUAAAUAUUGAAAAUCAUUGUUCACCCGCACAACAAAAACAACUGGCUCGAAUUUUGAAAAAUUAUCUUGGUGAUUAUUUGGUUACAAAACAUUUAUCCAAUCAAGAUCUACAUGUUUUACCAUCACCAGAAGAUUUAAAAUAUAGAGUUCUCGUUCGUAGUGUACCAGUGGCAAAAUCAAAGAAAUCAAAUGAGACAUCGUCGUCAGAAGAAGCUAGUGAACAUUCUUCAUGGAAUCCAUCAAGCAAAACCAUUAUUUAUUUAUUCUACAGUCAACUAUCCGGUGAUAGUAAUCCAGAAGCAUAUAAUCGAGUAUUAUUGAUGGGCUGUAGAGCUCUUGAAUUUGAUUGUUAUGAUGGUGAUGAUGGUCAACCGAUAGUUAAACAUGCUUUUACACUUGUAAAACCAUGUCCUUUUGAAUCAAUUAUUCGUCUUAUACAACCAAAUCUUUUUAAAGCUUCUCCUUAUCCAGUUAUUUUUAAUAUUGAAAAUCAUUGUUCACCCGCACAACAAAAACAACUGGUUCGAAUUUUGGAAAAUUGCCUUGGUGAUUGUUUGGUUACAAAACAUUUAUCCAAUAAAGAUCUACAUGUUUUACCAUCACCAGAAGAUUUAAAAUAUAGAGUUCUCAGUGUACCAGUGUCAACAUCAAAAAAAUUAAAUGAGACAUCGUCGUCAGAAGAAGAUGAUGAAUGUUCUUCAUGGAAUCCAUCAAGAAAAAAAUUCUUUCUUAUAACGAGUGAUCGAAAAGUAUUUUGA